Durio zibethinus is the source of this 3513-nucleotide messenger RNA. The record is from RefSeq and is a predicted model, not a curated record. Lineage: Eukaryota; Viridiplantae; Streptophyta; Magnoliopsida; Malvales; Malvaceae.
AUGUCGAAUCAGUCGAUGCCGGUAGCUUCAAGAACAAGAAGAAAGAGGGAAGCUCUGUUGUUUGAGGAGUAUCGUGAAAGCAAGCGGAGACAGAUACAGGAGGAGGUGGAGGAGCGCAAGGCCAAAACCAUUAUGGCUAUGCCCGAGUCCUCCACCAAGGACAAUAUAUCUUUGGCUUCUCAACAACGGACUGAUCAAAUGCAAAUUUUGAGUGAAGAAUCUGACAUUGAAUUAGAAGAGUGUAAACAAGAUGAAAAGGACCCUGAUCUUAUAUGCCUUGAUAGUUAUGAUGAUAUUGAUGAUGAUGAUGAUGAUGAGGAUGAUGGUGAUUCAAUGGAGGGUUCUGAUGAGGCUCUUACCUCUACAAGCGGAGAGGAUAAUGAUGAAUAUGAGGAUUUGGAUUAUUAUGGGGACGACUAUGGCGCCCGAGCUGUGGUUUUAGAUAAGCAAAGCCAUGCCAAUGCCAAAGCCAAAGCCAAAGCUGAAAAGGUUGAGUUCGUUUCUGAGCACGCUGGAAACAGUAAAAAGAAUUCAAAUGGGGUGGAUAUUUGCUUUGAUGAAGAUGUAAUUGAUGUUACAUCUUCCAAAACCAAGUCUACGCAUAAAAAGGGACGGCCAGCCUCAUCCAACAAACUUCACCUUCUUAAAAUUCUUGCGGAUUCUAUUUUGGACAAUGAAGACGCAGAUUCUAGUUCAUCGGGAGAGGAUAUCAAAGAAGAAACUGAGGACAACUCUUUGCCUCUGAAGUUCACUUUUGGGGUUGAGCCAACAACUACUCAUCAUGAGAAAACAGAAUUUGAGAAAGAAAUGGAUUCACUGUGGACUGAGAUGCAGUUUUCUCUUACGUCUUCUGAGAUUGGUUCAACCGAGCCUUCCCUGGUGGAAAUUGAGGAUGCUGAUAUAUCUGACGUUAAACAUGACAAAGCAACCCUAUGUAGUCUAGGGAAUCAUCAGCUUGUGCUAGACGAAGAAAUUGGAAUGAAAUGCAAAUUUUGCUCUUUUGUGCAACUGGAAAUCAAAUAUAUUUCACCACCUUUGAUGACACAGCCUUGUGGGAAAUUUGAGAGGCAACACUCUGGCGUUGUGGACUCUUCUAUAUUUGAUGGUCUUCAAUAUCAAGACCCUAACAAUGAUAUGCCUGGCUGUGAUCUCUCUGCUGAUAUCAAAGGCACAGUAUGGGAAAUCAUUCCGAACUUAAAAAGUAAACUUUACCCUCAUCAGCGUGAAGGUUUUGAAUUUAUUUGGAAUAAUAUAUCGGGAGGAAUUUAUCGUGAUAAGUCAAAAAACUCAUCCAACAGAUGUGGUGGAUGCAUUAUAUCUCAUGCUCCUGGGACAGGGAAAACCCUUCUAACUAUAGUCUUUCUUCAGACAUACUUAAAAGAAUAUCCAAGUUGCAGGCCAGUGAUUGUUGCUCCUAGCAGUAUGCUACUCACAUGGGAAGCAGAGUUUAGGAAGUGGGAGGUUGAUAUUCCUUUUCACAAUCUGAACAGUCAGGAUUUUUCUGGCAAGGAAAAAACAAAGGGAAUUGAUUUUUAUAAAAAAUUUGAGCAAGGUGUCACAUUCCCAGAUAGACCCCUUGCCCGGCGCCUGGUGAAACUGCUUUCCUGGAAAUCUGAUGGAGGCAUUUUGGGAAUCAGUUACAGACUUUUUGAGCAACUUGCUGGAAAGGAGAAUAAGGGGAAACAAAAAUGUUCAACUGUAGAUAAGCUUGUAAGUAAAAUCCUUCUUGAGCUUCCUGGUCUUUUUGUCCUUGAUGAAGGGCACACACCUAGGAAUGAUGAUACUCAUCUGUGGAAGGCUUUAUCAAGAAUUAAAACAGAAAGACGUAUCAUUCUCUCAGGAACUCCUUUCCAGAAUAAUUUUGAUGAGCUCUUCAACACACUCUGCUUAGUUAGACCAAAAUUUGUUGAAGGAAUCCAGUCUAGACAUCGAGAACAGGUUAACAAAAAGCGUGGUCAAAAAGGAAAUGAAGCAAAAUGGAAAUGGGACUCUUUGACUGGUUCCAUUGGCAAAGAUGUUGAUAAAAAUGAAGCGGAGAAACUGAGGGAGGUUAGAGCUGUGAUUAAGCCAUUUGUGCAUGUGCAUAAAGGCAGAAUUCUACAGACUACCCUUCCUGGUUUGAGGCAUUCUGUGGUUGCUUUACGGCCCUUUGAUCUGCAGAAGAAAAUCCUUGAGCGUGUUAAAGAAACAAAGAAUGCACUUUAUUUAGAUUAUUAUGUGUCCUUGAUCUCCAUCCAUCCCUCUUUGUUGCAGCAGGUAUCAGAUCAGAAAGACAUUAAUGAAAUUGUCAGCUCCAUUGUUAGAAUGGAUGAGUUAGAAAGGAUAAGACUGAAGCCUGAUAAAGGAGUUAAAACUAAAUUCCUCAUGGAGCUGCUUAAGCUUAGUGAAGCUCUGGAUGAAAAGGUCAUAGUUUUCAGUCAAUAUCUUGAACCAUUACACUUAAUAAUGGACCAGCUUAAAGAUUUUUUUAAAUGGAAGGAAGGGGAGGAGAUAUUGUUCAUGCAUGGAAAAUGUGAUAUAAAGCAGCGUCAGUGCUCAAUUAAUGUUUUUAAUGAUCCAGUGAGCAAAUCAAGGGUAUUGCUUGCAUCAACAAAGGCUUGUUCUGAAGGUAUAAAUCUUGUUGGAGGUUCAAGGGUGGUUUUGCUGGAUGUGACAUGGAACCCAUCCGUGGAAAGACAAGCUAUAAGCCGUGCAUAUAGGCUAGGGCAGAAAAGGGUUGUAUACAUUUACCACCUUAUCUCAUCUGGGACAAUGGAGGGAAUGAAAUGUUAUCGACAAGCUGGGAAGGAUCGGUUAUCUGAGUUAGUGUUCUCUUCUUCGGACAAAACUGUUGAUCAUCACAAGAAAGCCUGUAACGUUCUAGAGGAUAAAGUUUUGGAAGUGAUGGUCCAGCAUGAGAAGCUCAAGUCAAUAAAUUUUAUUUUAGAAGGGACUGAAGGAAUCCCAACUUCAGAAGUUGAUAGUGUUUUCUUAUUCUUCAUUCAGUUUGCUGAGAUCCGGAAUCCUAACCAUUUUGUUGGUCUAGCUGGUAAGCCAGAUAAAUGGACCAAAAUUAGUAGUGUAAGGCAGGCAUUAGACAUGUGUCCAAGGAAAGAGAAACACGAAGAAAUGAGUAUGGAACAAGGUUUUCUUGAACUUGCAGUCGGUCUUGUAAACAUAGAGCUGGAUUUUGAUUUUCAGAACAAUGAGAAAUACAUAAUUUUGAUUCAGACCUUUAUUUUUUGUGGAGAUAAGGUUGCAGUUGCAGCUACUGCUAGAGGUCGUCAUUUCAGAGGACCUUUUACCUGCUUAGAAAUUAUAGUGGAACUAUGCAUUGGUCAAAUGGGAAUCGUUGUGUACAUGACGCUACGUGUGGUUCAACUACAUCGAUACAAUCUAGAGCUACUCAGAUGGCUGAGGGUAUAUAUGGAUAAUCUGCGGAAUAGUGGUUUGAGAGAACCAAGGAGGGCCGCCGAUCAAUGCUGGACACCUCCAAGGGGUCUGGAGGUUAAAAUUAAUGUGGAUGCUGCUUAA